AUGGGAGACAUACCCCAAAAUGAUGCGGGCGUCAAUGGAGCUAACAACAUUCCACAAAACCAACAGCGAGCAGCUCGACCUAUUGGCACUUACGACCGUCCCAACAUUCAUGUCUACAGUGGAGACCACGAUAGAGGCAGCAGAACAGAUGACAAGCAGACAGGGAAGGAGUUAAAGGCUCUACAGGAUAAGAUAUACAUCCUCAUCGCUGAUAAAGCCACCCAAGAGCAGCUGCACUUUGUUGGUAACCCAAGCCAAGAAACACCACCUAUUGUCCUUGAGGUUGAGGGUUUGGAAGAGAUCUUGGAGAAGAUAUUGGAAGCCCAAGGUAAAGGAAAGGUUGGGGAAGAGAAGAAGACAUUAAAGGAUGGUGAAGUUGUUACUUCAGCAAGUGAAAGUUCUUUUGUUCCUCCUCCCUAUGAACCCAAACUUCCAUUCCCUGGUAGAUUCAAGAAGCAGUUGCAAGAGAAGUACAAGGCUCUGUUUGAGAAGCAAAUGAGUGAAGCUCAGGUUGCAAUGCCCAUCAUCGAUGCUUUCAUGUUGAUUCCUCAAUACAUCAAGUUCCUGAAAGAUGUUGUAGCUGCAAAGAAGAAGGAGAUGAAAGGCAUGAUGAUUCUUACCCAUGAGUGCAGUGCCAUCAUCCAAAGGCUUGAUGUUCCAGAGAAGUUAGAGGAUCCAGGAUGCUUCACACUACCUUUGAAGUACCCUGUGGGCAUCUUAGAGGACCUCCCUGUGAAGAUUGGAAGGUAUGAGAUACCUACAGAUUUUGUGGUGCUUGAGAUGGGUGAGGAGGCUCAAGACCCAUUGAUUCUAGGAAGGCCAUUCUUAGCUACUGCAGGAGCUAUUGUUAAUGUGAAGGAGGGCACGAUUGAUCUCCAUUUAGGUAAAGAGAACAUCCUCCACUUUGACAUCAAGGAGAAAAUGAGGAAACCAACUGUAUUCGGGCAAGCCUUCUACAUUGAAGAGAUGGACACUCCUGCUGAUGAGCACCUUGAAGUGUUACCAUCUGAGGACGACGAGGAGGGAGCAUCUCCCUCUACUCAUUCCCCAUAG
This is a messenger RNA of Brassica oleracea var. oleracea, 1053 nucleotides long. RefSeq lists its product as uncharacterized. NCBI's taxonomy places the organism in Eukaryota, Viridiplantae, Streptophyta, Magnoliopsida, Brassicales, Brassicaceae. Bases 1 to 1053 code for a protein of 350 amino acids. The record is from RefSeq and is a predicted model, not a curated record. The transcript is spliced from 4 exons.